AUGGUGCAGCCGAGUGUGGUGAGCGCUGGGGUGGCUGGCACAUCCCGCCCACGACAAUCAUCCUCGUCUGCCUUCCGUCCGCGCAUGAUGUCGCGGAGCUCCCAAGGCUCGUUUCACGCCGGCGAUAUUUUCCCAUCUUUUGACAAAAACACGUCGCUCCUCAAGAGACAGAAACAAGCGGCGACAGCACCGACAACACUUUCACCACCAAACGAACGCGGCGUUGGAGGCGAUGGUCACCAUGCCGCCCAACGGGGCCACGAUACCCGGUCGACUUCCCGCCCGCCCUCCGACCGCUCGCAUUCUCACAGUCCCGGCGGCCAACAUAACGCGACUCCGCUACCCGUCCGCCAGCUCGGCCUCCUCGCCCUCCUGAGUCUAGCCGAGCAGACAGCCCUCAACUCCAUUGGUCCCUACCUGCCCACUAUGGUUGAGUCCUUUGACGAGGUGCCCGAAAACGAGAUGGGCCUGUACGUCGGCAUACUCGCAUCGACGUUUGCGCUCGCCCAGCUGGCCACAAACCUGUUCUGGGGCUACCUGUCGGAUGCCAUUGGCCGCAAACCCGUGAUGCUCUUGGGCUCGUUCCUGCUCAUGCUCUGCUUCUGCGCGUUUGGUUUCUGCACCCGCUACUGGCAGGUCGUCGUCGUCCACGUCGCCAUGGGCCUGCUGAACGGCAAUGCGGCUGUGGUGCCGACAUGCCUGGGCGAGGUCACUGACCGCACGAACCAGAGCAGCGCCUUCACAUGGCUGCCCGUCGUUUACUCACUAGGCUCGAUCACAGGUCCCGCGCUGGGCGGCCUGUUGGUGGGUGUGCUGCCUGGCGACUCCUACCCCUUCUUGGCGCCCAACCUGAUGAGUGCCGUCCUGCUGGGACUGGCCGUUGUGGUACUGGCCAUCUGGUUUGACGAGACACUGGACAGGUGCGACCGGCGCACCCUGCCGGCGGGGCUGAUGUGGAUCGACGAGCUGUGGUCGUGGUGCUGCUCCUUGACGUCGCCGGAGAAUGGCAAGUCGUCGGAGGCAAGUACGCCUGCGAGUGCCAACGCCGGUUCUCCAGACAACUCUUCCAACGAGACAAGCCCACUGCUCGGGAGCAGUGGCCGCGGCUCGGAGGACGCGACACAGGGCGGCGACGACAGCGACGACAACAGCAACACGGUCGCCAAGCUGCCGCUUAGCAGCAAAAAGACUGACCUCCUCAAGCAGCUGCUCAACCACAAGACCGUGCUGCUGCUCCUGACGUACCUCGUCUUCCAGCUCUCCAACAUUAGCUUCAACAGCUUGUACCCCAUAUUCUCGUCUGCACCGCUGCCUACGGGCCGAGACCUGCCGCCCGGCAUGAUCGGUCUGCUGUUGUCCUUUGCCGGCGCUGCCACCAUUGUCUUCCAGAUCACCGCGUUCCAGCCACUGAAAGUCAAGCUUGGCAACCUCGGCACCUAUCGCGUGGCCCUUUUUGGUCUGGCUGUGAGCAUGCUCGUCAUGCCGUGGGUGCCGCCCAGUCCUGACGAAGGCAAGGAGUGGCAGCUGCACGUCCAAAUCGGCGCCGUACUUGUCUUCAAGAACAUUUGUGCCGUCGGCGGCCUGUCCAGCGUCAUGCUGCUCAUCAACAACUCGGCGCCGUCGCAUGAGACUCUGGGCACCCUCAAUGGCAUUGCCCAGACCCUCUCGGCUGCCGGCCGCAGCAUCGGUCCGUUCUUGUCGGGCGCCUUGUUCUCGCUCUCCACACGCAUCCAGCGCCCUGCACGCGGCGAGCUGUUGGCAUGGUAUAUUUUUGGCGGUGUGGCCGGUCUCGGCUGGCUGCUGAGUCUGGUGAUCAGUGGUCGCGGGCUGGAGAGUGCUGACUGGGAGGGCCACGCGGAGGAUGGGGACGAUAACGACGAUGACGAUGAGGCAGACCACGAAUCGCCAUGA
Messenger RNA from Sporothrix schenckii 1099-18, 1911 nucleotides. RefSeq names its product major facilitator superfamily transporter. Bases 1 to 1911 code for a protein of 636 amino acids. The record is from RefSeq and is a predicted model, not a curated record. Gene Ontology annotation, biological process: transmembrane transport. The transcript has a single exon. Gene Ontology annotation, molecular function: transmembrane transporter activity. NCBI's taxonomy places the organism in Eukaryota, Fungi, Ascomycota, Sordariomycetes, Ophiostomatales, Ophiostomataceae.